Molecule: messenger RNA, 564 nt
Organism: Carassius auratus (goldfish)
Lineage: Eukaryota; Metazoa; Chordata; Actinopteri; Cypriniformes; Cyprinidae
Product: LIM/homeobox protein LMX-1.2
Exons: 2
Coding region: 293-550 (85 amino acids)
Biological process (GO): regulation of transcription by RNA polymerase II; neuron differentiation
Cellular component (GO): nucleus
Molecular function (GO): DNA-binding transcription factor activity, RNA polymerase II-specific; RNA polymerase II transcription regulatory region sequence-specific DNA binding
Source: RefSeq, a predicted model, not a curated record
GCUCGUGAACACUCAGUGAGGAGCUCACAGGAUUAUCAGAGAGGAUCUGACUUUAGACCAGGAAGAUCUCACUGGAUCUCGAUAUGAAGAACCGUCACUGAUCUGCUGAACACCUCGCACUCCAAAAAAAAAAAAAAAAAGAAAACACCAUGCGCUUUGCUCUCGACUGCUAAAAUAAGGAAAGCGAGACUGGAGAGUUUACUUUUAGUUUCUGUCUCGUCACGGUCCGCCUGCUGCUUCUGCUGCACUUCUUCUGGACACUGCAACAGGUCAGCACAGAGUCGCUUCGGAUAUGUUGGACGGAAUCCAGAUUGAAGAUCAGUUCAGAGCAGGAGCAGAGACUCUGGGAGUGAUGCUGGGUUCAGACUGCGUCCAUCAGAGUGUGUGUGAGGGAUGUCACAGACCCAUCUCUGAUCGCUUCCUCCUGCGCGUGAACGACAGCUCGUGGCACGAGGAGUGUCUGCAGUGCUCGGUGUGUCAGCAGCUUCUCACCAUGAGCUGCUACUCCAGAGACCACAAACUCUACUGCAAACACGACUACCAACAGUAAGAGCUGCUUCAUUC